AUGCUGGGGAAACUUCUUGUAUUUUCAUUGCUUAUUGCAGUCAUCAAUGCUCACGCCAUUCCUAUGAAUAUAGCUCAAAUUCCAAAGGAAAUUAGAGAUUUAAUUCCACAGGAACUGAAAGAUUUUUUUGGUGAUCUGAAGGAAGAAGAUAAACGUCUUUUAAAAAAUAUUUCACGCGAUUUUGCAUCAUUCCCACAUGAAGAUCAAGCAUUAGAAGAACUGAAAAGACGAAGUCCUAAACUAUGGGAAAAAAUUAUUAAAAUUCGUGAAUCAGUUAUGAAUAAAAUUGGAAGUUUGACACCGGGAGCCAAAAUUUUUAUUCAAGAGUCAUUUAACAAAUUGAAAGAAUUACGACCACCAGAGGGACAAGGACCAAAUCCAGCAAAAAUUAGGGAAACCGUUAAAACGAUCAUCAAAGAUUACAAUCUUCUGAGCGCAGAAGCAAAACAAGAUCUUCAGAAGAAGUUUCCGCAAGUGACAAAAUUGUUGAAAAAUGAGAAGUUCCGAGCUUUGGCAAAAUCAUUCCUCGAGAAGCAGGAUUAA
Messenger RNA from Enterobius vermicularis (human pinworm), 543 nucleotides. The record is from the annotation of a GenBank genome assembly. NCBI's taxonomy places the organism in Eukaryota, Metazoa, Nematoda, Chromadorea, Rhabditida, Oxyuridae.